UUUGUUGCCGGAAGCUUCCGGGACACUCAAGAAGCGGAAAGAAUCUGAGCAUGCUCGAAUCGUAGAUAAGUAUCAUUAGAUAUCGGAUUGACAAAGCCAAAUGAACGCGCGGUUUCUGUCAUGAUGCUGGAAAAGAGCACUGUUAAGGUUGUGGCUGAUAUUUUCAUCAGCAGAAGGCAUACAUCCGAAGAAAUCAUCCACUGUUGCUGCUCCAGAGCGUUUGUGCAUGAUCGAGAGCUGUAUCGGUCAGAUAAUCGACUUCUCUCACCUGACCAGGCAGAUGCUGCAAUCCAAGAAGCGGAAAAUGAAGAGGAGAGUGAUGAGGAAGUUGCGUUUUUGGAUGAAGAGGCUCAGCUAAUGUCUAGCAUGGGCCUGCCUCUAGCUUUUGCCAGCUCUUCCAGCCAGCGUAAACAGGGGAAGAGCGCUACCAAGCAACCAGUUACUUAUCAGACAGAAUUUCCUGAGGAGGACCAGGAGGAUUCACAAUGUACUGACAAAGUUUAUGUUUACCCGGAAGAAGAACUGAAGACAAAGACCCUGGGUGAAGCAGUUGAAACUCCAUCUGCCAAUGAUGCCGGCUGGGAGACGUACUGGGCUCAACAAGGUGAAGCGCUUCUGUGGAACAGCUGGGUGGAGAAACAUGGCGAUGAGUUGCCGUCUUCAGAGGAUUCCCCAAGUGUGACAGCCCCGUGGGACGACCCCAACAAAAUGGCCGCCUGGGAUCGACACGCCGCAGACACGUAUUAUCACUAUUGGGAGCAAUACUCGUACUGGGCAGCGCAGGGCUGGACCGUUGACUUAUCUCAUGAGGGGGACGCCACCUUGGAAGAAACUGCGGACGAGGGGACGAAUGGAGGCAAAGGGAAGCGCUCAGGGGAACGACUAGAUCAAAACAGUGCUGACGUUGAGGUUUUAAAUGAUCUCAUUGAAAAGAACUGCACUUUGGAGGCAAGCGGGAACAUCACUGACGACUCUGGAACAACCAGACGGCGUUCCGAUACGGACUGUCUUUCCGAGCCCUCCGAUGGGGGAAACCGCGGCAAGAAAGCAAACGUCUCCUCACAGCAGGAUGGAACGCAACACGCAGAUUCCCCGCAGGCUGCUGGCAGCAUCAAUAUGCAUGUGGCUUCUACAAAUCACGUAUCAAAUGGGGAAGAUGAUGACGGUGACGGUGAAAAGCCCUUCUUGAGUGGAGGACCGAGUAAAGUCAAACGCAGUCAUGAAUUAGAUGUGGAGGAGAACCCAAAUCUCACAUGUGAUGAAGCCUGGAGCAGACUUGGACUCAAACACAACCCGGAAUCAAUGUUCGAUAGCGUCUUUAACUUUAAAGAAAGAUCGGGUGAGAAGCGUCCGAGGCGUUGGUGCCCCAAGAGAAGCGGCGGCAGCGUAAACAAACACAUCAGAUUCACCGAGACGGACGAAGAUGGAGCAGAGCCGCAGUGCAGCACCGCCCUCCAAAAGGUUCAAAACUUUCUCGAGAACAUUCAGAGUGAGGCACAUCAGACUCUAAGCGAGCAAGAAGGGCUUGAACAAAGCGGCGCGCUCUCUGAGGAAAUUCCAGCUUCAACGCAGACAAAUGAUGGCAGGAGCAGUCGAUGGAUGGAAGAGGAGAGUCCUGCUUCGCCGGACCCCGAGGAUGACAUCGCUCGGGGCUGUCGGAGGGAAGAGCCCAAAAGGCAGCUGGAAUGCUUGGAAGUCCCUGACUUUCUUUUGCCCGACAGACCUGCGGACAACGGCGACUCCAAAAAGCCAAAGAAGAAGAGUAAGCGAAGGAGGAAGCAGCAGAUCCCGGCAGACAUGGCGGCAGAACCGGACCUGGCCAAAUACUGGGCUCAGCGCUACAGACUCUUCUCUCGCUUUGACGAAGGAAUCAAACUGGACAGAGAGGGCUGGUUCUCUGUGACGCCGGAGAAGAUUGCUGAGCACAUCGCCCUCAGAGUGGAGGCGGGCUUUUCGAACACUCAGCUGAUCAUUGACGCCUUCUGCGGAGUCGGAGGAAACGCCAUCCAAUUUGCACUCACUGGGAAAAGAGUCAUCGCCGUUGACAUCGACCCGAUACGUCUGGACCUGGCGCGCCACAACGCUACCGUUUAUGGCGUCGCCAAUCAAAUCGAGUUCCUGCAAGGGGACUUCCUUCAGCUGGCGCCUCGUCUCUGCGGCGACGUUGUCUUCUUGUCGCCCCCCUGGGGAGGACCAGAUUACCUAACUGCUGAGGUCUUUGACAUCAAGACCAUGAUGGACCCAGAUGGGUUUCAGAUUUUCCAUCUGGCCAAACAAAUCUCCGACAACAUCGUGUACUUCUUACCUCGCAACGCAGACAUGAAUCAGAUCGCCUCUCUGGCUGGUCCAGGAGGAAAGGUGGAGGUAGAGCAGAAUUUCCUCAACAACAAGCUGAAGACCAUAACCGCGUAUUUUGGCAGUUUGAUCAAGUCUGACACCUAAAUGCUUCUUAUUUCUGUUGGAGUUGGAGAUUGGGUCUCAAUCCAUCGAGUACGGACAGAAAAAGUAUGGUCGUCACUUUGAUUUUUGGGGUACUUUUUAAUCAGGAAGUCUGUCCUGUGCUACUAAACAGAGCACACCGUAUUGAAAUGUUUGUUUUAUAAAAGCCUCCAUUUUGCAAUGCAUUCUUUUAAUUAUUUUUCUACUUUGUAUUAUGAGACAAUAAACAUCUUUUAAAAAAAAGCCAAAUAAUGCACCACUUCUCCCAGGAAAUUGUCGCAAAGAACAAUGCUUUGAUAUUCCCUUUCUAUUUCCUAUUGUUUGAAACGGAACGGCAUAAAAAGCCACAUCUAAUGAUUCCACUCAGAACUCCCCAAAACGACUGGACAAAAUUAUUCUCACCCCCAACUUAACAUUUGGGAGCACGGCUUUUGAAAAAAACAACAAUAAAUAAAUCAAUUGCACGAUAGACAAAGUCAAUGUCACGAUGGACAAUGUGGGGAAACACGUUUAUUUCUGGCACAGUUGUCGUAUUUUCUCUGCCAGUUCUAAGGAGUGGAGGAUCCUCCUUUUCUCUUUGUGGAGAUCUUCUGAGCUCAUUUGGCCCAUUAGCUUGGAGGAGAAUUUGAUCAGGUCUUGCAUGAAAAGGCCCACUGCCCCUCCGGGCGAGGGAGGAAUUUCAGUUAGCGGCGGCCCGGACUCAAAUUGAAAGUUGACGCUCUUGCUUCUUGGGAAUCCUGGUCCUCGCUCCUCAAUCCAAGUCAAAGGUCUAAAAAGGCAAAGGUGAAUUCAAAGUUCACAUUUUCUUCCCUUCUGUUUCUCCUUAUGCAUCUCCUCAUGCAGCUCGCCAAACUUUUUCGUUGGAGGGCCGCCGACAGAAAAAUGGAAUAUAUAAACAAAUGUAUUUGUACUAAUACUACCCUCCCUUCUCACUCUGUGUACCUUAAUCAUUUUUCAACUAACCUUGUGGCCCAUGUCAAUUUUUUUUUCCUAAUUGGUCGCUGAAGACUGGCUGGCGGGCCGUAACUGGCCCCAAGGCGGCAGUUUGGACACCCUUGUACUAAUGUAUUCUUUGUGCUAUUUAUAUUGAAACACUGUUGGCCCCGAUAGUAUCUCAUCAGUGUGGUGAGAUACUAUAACUUUCCAUGGAAACCGAUUCCCAUCACCAUUCUCAAUUUUACAGGGUCAACGUUCUUCUGGAAGAAUAAGAUCUCUCUCACUUUUUGUCAGCAGUUUGCAUUUUUGCAGUCAUCUUGCUGUAGUUGUUGCCCACGUCUUGUUCCACGGUUGCUGCGAUCACGGAGAGCUCACCAAACAACUCAACCAACCAGGUGAGACGGGCGAUGCCACAAAAUGCAAGAAACCCAAAUCCUGGCUUCAGAACUCCACCUAGAAAAAAAGA
Molecule: messenger RNA, 3841 nt
Organism: Hippocampus zosterae (dwarf seahorse)
Lineage: Eukaryota; Metazoa; Chordata; Actinopteri; Syngnathiformes; Syngnathidae
Gene: tgs1
Product: trimethylguanosine synthase 1
Exons: 15
Coding region: 121-2442 (773 amino acids)
Biological process (GO): 7-methylguanosine RNA capping; 7-methylguanosine cap hypermethylation
Cellular component (GO): nucleus
Molecular function (GO): RNA cap trimethylguanosine synthase activity
Source: RefSeq, a predicted model, not a curated record